Cloeon dipterum is the source of this 5221-nucleotide messenger RNA. RefSeq names its product klarsicht (gene klar). The transcript has 12 exons. Bases 256 to 3189 code for a protein of 977 amino acids. The record is from RefSeq and is a predicted model, not a curated record. NCBI's taxonomy places the organism in Eukaryota, Metazoa, Arthropoda, Insecta, Ephemeroptera, Baetidae.
ACACCGUCAGUCGCGGUGCUCGGCUCGGUCCCCGUGGUUGUUGGUGCUUUCGCGCGUCGCCCGUUCGCCCAGAAAAGGUGUUGCCCCUCGUUGACAAUCGUCGCUUGUUUGCUCGCACGGUGCGUGGUCACUCGCGGAUUCCUUUCGUCAACAAUUUAAGGCAGCUCUGUGAGUAGGCAACCAUGGAGCAGCGAGAUUUACGAAGAGCAGCAACAAUACCUCCCAAAGCACCCGUCGUGACCACUGCACCGAACCAUGUCGACCUCGACUAACAACACCAACAUGAAGGCGUGUUUUUCGCUGUCUUCCCUGCACCCAGACCACUCGCCUGGACAGAACACCAGUCCCGGCCACGCACAGAGAGUGGACACACAACGACUCUAUCACAGCUUGACCAAACGACCGAAGAGGCCUUGGAAUGAAAAUGCCGGACUCGAAAGCCCGGUUGGAUCGAAAGACGAAUUUUGGGCGGCCCUCCAGCCUAAUUACAACUACCUUAUGGGACGCCAGCUCAUUGACUCUUGCUGUCAGGAGUUGCUAGCAAACAGUAGCCAGCAUUCUCCUAUGAGCGUAUCAGCAGAGUCGUCAUGCAAUGAAAUCACCUCUCAGCCAGCGAUUGCUUCCAGCCCUAUCUCCGACGUAGAGACAGAGCUUGGAGGCAUAAAGCAGUGGCUGAACGAAGCUGAAGAAAAACUUGGACCCGGUGUAACAGAAUGCAGGAGCAUUCUCGGCAAAGAGACCUUGCCACAAGGCACUCCAUUCGCCCUGAGAAAGGAUGCAAAACUAUUUGAGCACAAGGCGUUACAGCAGGACAUCGAGGCGCGUGGCAAGACCCUGAGCGGCCUUCUGCGUCUGUGCCAAUCUUCCUCGCCAGGCGCUUCCGGCGACUGCGAGCAACUGCCUCCGCACCAGCGCGCCCGCGCCCUCAAGCUCGCGCAGCGCCUCGAGAAGCGUUGGCAGUUCCUGUACCUCAAGAACUUGGAGUGGAUCUUGCAGCUAGAGACGAGCGGCGCUGAGACACCAAGCAGCGAGGCGGCGAGUGAUUCGUCCGAGGAUGAGCCUGGCGUGACUCCGGCUAGGAAGAAGCGACUCGUAGAAGUGAUGAGUCCUGACGUGUGCACCAAGGGCGAGCAGCUGCUCAACCUCGAGUCGCAGAUGCGCUUCACGCAGUCGGGCAAGAGCUCGGUGACCAACAGCGCCGUCUACUAUUACAAGCACUCGACCACCGAGUACUCCUCCGAGGAUGAGGAUGACGACACCGGCUGGACGUUCCGGCCGCAGCUGGCCGCUCCGGUGGCCAACAAGAGCAACGGCCGCCGCUCGUCUUCAUCGUCAUCGGUGUCGUCGACGCAGCCGCUGUCAGACCGCAGCGCCCCCACCUCCACCGCGUCCUCAUCCUCUUCCUCCUCGUCAUCGGAGGACCUGAACGCCUCGGUGGCCACCUGCAUCGGCAACGUGGUCAUGCGUCCCAAGCGUAGUCCGCAGCGUGUCAAGAGGCGCCCGGUUAGCCUGCCGUUCUCGCUCAUGUCCCCAGAGGCGGCGGCCACCACGCCCACGGCCGUUGCAGGAAAAACGUGCAGCGAGACCAACCUGGCCGUGCUGUCACGCAGGAAGAGGACCAUGCGACGUUCCAAGAGGAGACUCCUCAUGGCGUCGCAGUCCAGUGAGUCGGAAGACAGAUCAGCGGUUGUGAGAUCCUCUUCGUUUUCGGGCACCAUCUUCAAGCCGCCCUCGCCGCGGCCCGACGGCUGCCACAGCGACCCAAGCAGCUGUCACCGACUGCGUCGCACGAGCGCUCGGCUGACCGCCGUGCCGCCCGUGCCUGUGGCCGAGGAGAGCGGCGAGCCGUCAUGGGACAACUACCAGGAGCGCUACAACUCGGAGGCGUACAGCGAGGACCCGCUGGACGCGGAGGCGGCUCGACGGCUGCUUGAGUUUGGCGACGAUUACAGCCGCUACCUUAGAGACUGCAGCAGUCCCAUCCGAAGGGAAACCGUGGGACAGGACAGCGACUCUGAAGUGGAGGAGCUGCGCUACGUGCUGAAACUGUCGCAGGAGUCGCUGGCGUUCACGUCGCAACGGCUGCAGCUGGCGUCGACGCGCUUCGACUCUGUAGUGGUGGAGGCGUUGGGCCCGGACAGCAUCGUCAGCAUUGGCGAGCUGGCAGAGAUGGCGGCCACGUGCCGCGAGAGUCGCAAGUGCGUCGAGCUGGUGAUCUCGCGCAUCGAGCAGGAGGCGGCCGGCGUGGCCGACAUGCAGCUCAUCUACGAGCUGCUCGACCAGUGGGAGGACCUCGAGUCCAAAACGCAGGAGCUGCAAAGGGCCUCCAACCUGGCCAGGGACGUCGCCGCCCUCCGGCAAUCGUUGUUUGGUGUCACCGACACGCUCGGACCUGACGACCAGCACGACUCGCUGCGCCAGUCGCGCCUCGAGAGCAGAGUCAGCCUCCAGGGCAAGCUUGAAGUCAUCAGGGAGCAAAUGCACUCCCUGAGUGGCGUGAAGGGCCAGCUGUGCGAGAUGAGCUCGCUGAUCCAGCGGCUGGCGACGGAGGACAAUGGUGCCAUCACGCAGCAAAUCAAAAGCGUGCUGCGCAGCCAGAUUGGCGAGCUGUUCGAUCUGUGGGAGCUGAACAACCAGCGGCUGAGCGCCGAGCUGAACCGCACGCAGCAGCACCUUGCCGCCUGGCAGGAACUGGACAGGCAGCUGUCCAUGCUGCGCGGCUGCCUGCUGCGCGACCGCGAGAACCUGCUCACAAGGCACAAGGACGACAGCGGCUCGCUCAGCGACUCCGGCAUCUCCGACGCCGGCUCUGACGUCCUCGAGACCAGGGGCCAGGAGCUGAUGAGUCUGCGUGCACUCGCUGACCAGCUGCCCGCGCACACCAGGAAUGACAUCGUCCAGGAGUUGGACGCUGCCGAGAAAGAAUUGGAGCAGCUGCGUCUGUACUCAAGCCAGAAGAACCUGUCGGUGUCUGCGAUGUCGGUGCCGGCUGUAACCGCGGCCGCGGAGACGGGCAAGGAGAAGCAGUGGCCGCCGCGCCACUGGCUCAAGCUGGUGCCGCUGUGCGUGGUGACCCUGGUGGCCGUCGUGUGUUCCUUCCUGCAGCCGCCCAACUGCUGUGAGUAUAUCGACUCGUCGGGCAAGUACUGGGAGCUGCUCAAGCUGCAGCACGGCCCGCCGCCCGUCUGAGGCGCGCACGCACACCACACACAAUCUCUGUCUAAACAUCUCUCUGCGCUGCGCUGCUGCAGUUCUCUCUGUAUUAUCUCUCCAUCCAGUUACCAAUAAGAGUGUUUUGUUUGGGCUUCAGAGCGCCCCCCGGCGGCCACGGUGCGGCCGGCCGGCCAUCCACUUGAGUCAGUCAGUCCGUCUGUCUUUGUGUACAGUACAAAUCGUUCGUUUAGCGCUCCUCCUCUCCCGUAGAAUUUGGGUAAGAGACAAAAACACAACACAGACUCGAGCUCCUUCUCGUUGUUUGUGCUCGGCAGCAGGGUUAUCUGUGCCUCUAACUCCUCCUUAACUCUGUUGUUGUCUCUGCUGCACCACCCGUACUUUACAAUACUUUGUCGCCCCUUGAUUUUCUCCUGUGCAUUUUGUUGACUUUUGCAGAGUUUAUUCUUCUCGUAUAUUUAUUAUUACUAUAUAUUUAUCUCUUGUCUUUCUAUUCAUAUAUGCUGUGAACGCAAUAUUAUUCUCUUUGAAAUUUUUUCGACUUUUACUCAUCAGGCUUUCUGCAAUUUUUAUCUCUUGAUUUCUAGAGGACAUGCCCGGCAUAAUAAAAUGACGCCCGAGCUCAAAAACGUCAGCCAACUUUGCAACUUUUGAGGGAAAUUCAAAAUUGCACGUUUUCCGUGAUUCUAAAGAGUGCAUGCGAUUGCCUCCCGCGUGUGCCAGCGUCUUUCUGUGAUAUACAUAAAUUUUUGGUGUGCUCUCCGAUGUUUGAUCGAUUGCGGGCGGCAUGUCCUUUAAACGACAGUUCUUUUUAUAUAUAACUUGAAGUCACUUUCACCAGGAAUCUAUCUGGAAACGGCGACUCAUUCCUGGCCUGUUUUGGCACAAAUCGCAGCGAGGGGAUGUAGCUUAUUUUUAAAAUGGAACUGAUUUUUUCAUUCAAUUGUAUAGCACACACUCAUUCACAAAAUGCCUUUGAAACGUCUGGAUCAAGUAGAGGAGACCAAAGAAUCAAAACGCCAUUUAUUAACACGUUGUGAACAGAGCCGUCUGCAAACGAGACGGCGCUAGAUGAUUCCCACUCCAACAUAUCUCAGGGCUAAGCCUGUUAAUCGCUAAUCAACCCUUUUGUGCCCAAUCUUCACAUUUUCUGCCAUGGAAAAGAGUUUAAAAAUGAAACGUAGUCGAGCUUGCAAUCCGCCGUUUGCUAAAUUGCACUUUUUUCAUGUAUGAUUUUGUGCCAAAACGAUUUUUGUAUCGGAAAUUUUUUUGUAAAGACGCGUGGAGCUAGUUUUGAAAUGAAAAUCGCAGCCCUGCUAGACUAAUAACAAGUGCAUGGGUGGCGGCUUUGGUUUUCUGACGCGAGCACCGCCGCCGGCCGACGCAAUUCAGCCGCUUAUUCCACCGGAAUAAGUGUCUCACCCGGUGUCUGCAAAGAGCGUCGGCAGCGGCGGCCGGCUCGGUCACUAGACUGGUUGGUAAAUGAGUUUAAAUUAAUUAGUGCAUGCUAAUUAAGCGUAAGGAGUAAGUAAGUGCAUGUUGUAAUGUAAUUGUGAUUAAGCUCAGCUUUAUUCACCCCAGCAGUAUGGGUACUUUGUAAUAAUCAAAAGUCUAACUUUAUAAAAAAAAAUAAUAAUCUCUAUAUACGAUUUAGAGAACAACACUCUAGACGAGUUGUGUUAUGAUUUCGUUUUAAUUUGAGUUACUUCAUUGUGAGAUGAUGAUGAUAGUCUGUUUUUUUUGUUUUGCCGUGUAGUGCAGAUGUGUUUUUAGCGCGAUUGUUGAGACAUAAAAAAUAUUUUUAAUUGAGUGUGAGAGUCCGUGACAUACAUAAGUUACUAUUUAUUUAGGCGAGACAUAUUGGAAACUAGAUUGAAUAUAUAUAUACAAUUCAUUAUAUACACACACUUUUGAUUAAUAUUAUUGUAAUUGUUUGGAUUAUGAUAAUAUUGAUUUUUAAUUUUUAUAUAAAGUGAUGUUGAUGGAGUGUAGCGAGUUUUGUAUUAAGAUUUAAUAAAUAAAAUUCUCACUGGAGCGAAAAUAUAAAAUA